AUGAUAGGACGCGCUGCUACCACACAUCUCCCAAACAGUCGAGAUGUGCCCAUUGAUCUUACCGAGGACUCUGACGAAUCCAUGGAAGUUGCAGAAGAUCUGGUGGCUGCGACCAACUUGCCUGUGGAUGCAUCAAGUCUAGUCGCAGACGCAGCUUCUCGCGAGGCCACGGCGAAGUUUUACGACAUGUCAAUUGAGGAAUUGAAUAUGGCACUCGACGCUGCACAUGAGAUAUCCAAGGACAUCCCCGUUGCCCUCAUAGACUCGACCCGGCGUUCUCCACCUCCAACAGUGCUUCAACAGCCACUCAAAGAUAUUACGAUCUCUCGGAGACCAGACGGCUUGAACUUGUAUAUCGACGCCUUACAAGACAAGACAUCAGCGAGUCUUACUCGUCUCAUGGCCGAAAAACACAAGGAAGGCACCAAGCAGCAGAUUCCAUCCGAUGCUCUGCGCUCCAGCUUUACGGAAAUACUUUUCAGAACCCAUACACAAGUACUUGCUGGGGUACUAGAAGUCCUGGACUUCCUCGCUCGCGAACCAGCGGCAAAAAGGAAGCGUCCGGGCAUCUACUGCAACGUCAUUGGACACACCGAUACAGGCGAGUUUCUGACUCUCGGCGAAUGCAAUCAAGUUGUCGCCAUGAUGAGACAGUACAUCAACUAUACAGAUAAGCCUGACAAGUCCAAGUUACGAUACGCAACGACUGGAAGAGCUUUGACUCAGAUACGAAAGUUCUUGAACGCCUUUGAUGCUCGCAUCAAGAACAUCGCGCUCAGCCAUGACCAGUCUCUGCCGCUACCGGGAUCUAUACAUGAGUUCGGGUUUGGUGCCGACAUCGAGAACCGUCUUCAAUCCCACCAGCAACACCACUUCGAAAGCCCUUUCUGGGACGGCUUUCGUGUGCUCGUUUCUGGACAAGAUAUGCACUCCGGAGUCCACGAGAACUACCCACCACAUCUUCCCGCAUACGCCGAGGCCAUGGAGGAGUUGAAGAGAGCUGCGGAGGAGAAUGCUAGGGAGAAGAAGACCAACAAGAAGCACAAGAAGCACAAGACACCCAGAAAGAAGAACCCCAGGGAUACCGACAGCGACGAGGAGUAG
Molecule: messenger RNA, 1104 nt
Organism: Aureobasidium vineae
Lineage: Eukaryota; Fungi; Ascomycota; Dothideomycetes; Dothideales; Saccotheciaceae
Source: the annotation of a GenBank genome assembly